AUCGUUUGUUCGAAUGUCUAUUACAUUCCUGAUGAUGCCAACUGAAAGCUGGCGAAAGCUCGAAUAAAGUAUUUUCAAGACUGAAAGUCAUGUUAUUCAUAGCAGUUCUAUAUUCGAUUUACAAAUAUUUAUCGAAGUUAUUGUCGAUUUUGCUGAUAUGCCAAAAAUGAUCGCACCCUACACUUUCAAUUUGAAUCUUAGACUGCCCCAUGCUAUUCAAGAACAAAUGAUCGAACAAGAAAUUAAACGGCUAGCACAAAGAGCUAAUUCAGUCAUGGUUUCUGCUUCUGUUCGCAAUGAAUCUACUUGCAGUGAAUCAUUGACAUCGCAAGAAGCAGUUGAUGCUGAAAGACAUGCAUCAGCUCGUCAGACAACGUUUAUCAAUGGUAUUGAUGUUGCUCGACAACUAGAAGAAUACGUCGCCCAUGGUCAUUUCACAUCCACUACGAAAUUCGUCACCGCCGAUGUGAAAGAUCUCUAUACCAUGAUACAACGACAAGGUGCCAUUGAAGCAUUAAUACGGUUCCUAGAGAAAUAUUCUCAUCAUGGAAAGAUUGGUACAUUAACCAUCAAUCAUAUCCUGAGAAUGGUCCGUUUAAUAUUGGACACGAAUUGUUUUGCCUAUAGUAACACGUAUUAUCGACAGAUUCGUGGAGGAGCAGUGACUUCAGCAUUUACACAAGUCUUAGCUAAUAUUAGUAUGCUGGAAUGGGAACAAGAUCUCAUUCAACAUCAAACAGAACAUGGGGAAAUAUAUGGAAGAUACAUCGAUGAUAUCUUCAUGACAACCAAUCAUACGGUCGACGAAAUUAAUUGUGAAUUAGCGAGGGCACAGAAGAAAGAUAUCAAUAUUUAA
Messenger RNA from Didymodactylos carnosus, 856 nucleotides. NCBI's taxonomy places the organism in Eukaryota, Metazoa, Rotifera, Eurotatoria, Philodinida, Philodinidae. The record is from the annotation of a GenBank genome assembly.